AUGGCCAACCUCGAUCUUGCGGGCGUCAUUGGCACCUGGGUCGCGGCAGGCCUGGCUGUGAUCGCGCUAGUGGGUAUUGUCGGGCCUCUUCUUGUUUACAGAGCCAGUCGCAAAGAACGCCAUCGUGCUAUCACUGAAGUUGGCAGGAAUAAUAACUCAUACAUCAGUCCUGGCAUUCCACUUUGGCCGGGUGUUCGCUUUUGGCAGCAGGUUCGCGUGCCUAGACUGGACAAGCCGAAAGCGUUCGAGGAUGAAGAAUGGAAGCUGUUCGAUCCUUCGCGGGCACAUCUAUCGAAUCCUGGACCGGCACCUUCUUGGGUUCAGCUCGGUGCAUCUUUGCAGGCAUACGGCGUGAAAUACACGGCCGACGGCAACCUGUUCGUCAACGGAGGUCGAGCUUAUCUUCCAGUACAUCAGUUUUACCUUCACUUGUUAUGCAUUGUUGGUCGCUUCAGCCGUACGAAGGCCCCGAGAGCUGCCAGGGUUCCCGGAAUGGAUGAAGUUCCCAUAAUUCUGUCUCAGCAGUUCCACACUGGAAAGAAUCGAAGGAUCGUUACUGCUGACGGGAGUCUACUAACGUCUGACGAGGCAUUCUACCGCGGAAUCACUGCACGUGAAGCAAAGCUCUAUGGUCAUUGUGGGACUCUGCAAGUCCGACCCGAUUCCCUGACCUCGACCGCCGAGGGAUCGCCGUACCAAGAUGCAAGACUGCUCAGUUUCAGCACCACGACAUUGUGGCCGGAAAAGGGACAACACAAGGAUCGACUCAGCUUGGUGACUCUUGCCCUUCUGAGUUGUGGAUUUCUGCCCUGUGUGGGUGAUACCUAUAUAUGCCUCAUUGACCAGCCCGAUGACGACAGUGAUGUAGACGAUGAGAGCUCACACCCAUCAGAUCGGGCAAGGAUUACCUAUAACUAUGAACCUGGACUUCUCAGGCGCGGCCGUCGUUCACGACGCAAGCGAGAGGCUCAGUGGCGUGCUAUGGAGCUUCGAGAGGGACGCCUAGACAUCGGAUCACUCCACCAUCUGCUGAAGGAUGAGCAACUGGAGUCGCUGGCUUUCAGGACUGUCCCAAGCAGUCGGUCUCUCGUAGCAGAGAUCGAGAAGUUCGCUGGCGCCACAUUCGUGCCACCAUUAGAAAACUGGAUUCGAGCGAGAGGCAUCGAUCGAGGUGAGGUGUAUGUUCGAAGAUCGGACGCACAGAAGCUGGCACGAGCGCUACUGAUGCUGGAUUGGCACCCACAGGGCUACGUUCUCGCAGGAGCGCGAGAUGACCAGCAAAUGGCUACAGCACUGCUGACAAUGGCGGCACCUAGUGCCCCACCAUUCAUGUUACGUGUCAGAGAAGCCGCUGCUGAUUUCGGCUGGGCGGCAUCUGAACGGUCUGGUUUCGUCAAAGCCAUCGGAGAGGUACUGAAGCGCCCAGAGUCGUCGAAGGCUCUGUUUGAACUCGACAAUUUGCUGCUCCGCCUGCAACAUGAGAACACGUUGGUCAACCAGAUGGUCGGCGUUCUUACAAUCACGAAUCAAGAAUUCCACUCUUUGCUCUAUCGAUCGACACAUCACUUGGCCAUGUCGUUACAGAGUCAAACUGAGAUUGACACCACAUCAGGACGGCUCAAAAUCAAAGGAGCGUUCAACGUCCUUCAGACGUUCGAGGUCGAUAUGGACAUUUUUCCCACAAGUCCUGCAACAAUGGGCUCUCAAGUAUUGAACGUCCGUCACGCUACGAUACUGGUCGCUGCACUAAUAGCAUGUCUUCGCAGCGUGAUGCUCCAGACGUGCAUCGAGCCUGAUGCUAUUCGCGAGUUGUUUCAUGAAGAAGAUGAGGUUUUCCUUGUGCAGUGA
Cyphellophora attinorum is the source of this 1848-nucleotide messenger RNA. RefSeq lists its product as uncharacterized. The record is from RefSeq and is a predicted model, not a curated record. NCBI's taxonomy places the organism in Eukaryota, Fungi, Ascomycota, Eurotiomycetes, Chaetothyriales, Cyphellophoraceae. Bases 1 to 1848 code for a protein of 615 amino acids. The transcript has a single exon.